Musca vetustissima is the source of this 510-nucleotide messenger RNA. Its product is annotated as calphotin-like. The record is from RefSeq and is a predicted model, not a curated record. NCBI's taxonomy places the organism in Eukaryota, Metazoa, Arthropoda, Insecta, Diptera, Muscidae. The transcript is spliced from 2 exons. Bases 1 to 510 code for a protein of 169 amino acids.
AUGUUCAAAUUUGUUGCUUUCUUUGCUUGUGUCUCUGUGGCUUUGGCUGCUCCUGGCUUGGUUACCGAACAUCAUACCGUUGUCCAAGAACCCGUAGUGGCCAAGGUUGGUACUGUGGUUCACAGUGUUCCCUCGGCCACUUCGCAUCAAAGUUUCACUCGUGUCCACAAUAAGGCCGUGGUAGCUCCUGUUGUUUCACCAGUUGUUAAGACCACCGUCCAUGCUGCUGUUCCCGUGGUCAAAACUGUUGAACCUGUUGUUUCGGUGGUGAAAACGGUUGAACCUGUUGUCCCCGUAGUUAAAACUGUUGCUGCUGCUCCCAUUAUCAAGACUGUCGUCCCUGCCGUUCCCGUUGUGAAGACCGUGGCCCCAGUUGUGCCCGUUGUUGGUCAUGCUGUAUCCCACCAAUCUCAUGUCCAAAUACAUUCCAAUGCUGCUGUCGUUGCUCCCGUUGUUCACUCUGUCCCUGUCGUCCAUGCUGCCCCCGUUGCCCAUGUUGUCCAUCAUUAA